AUGCCUCCGCCCGCUGAGCUGAGCGCAUACGGAAGUAUUUUAGUCUCGCCCAUUCUCAUCUCGCAGAUCGCUGACACCAUCUCGCCCGCUGCGGCGGGUCCGCCUUGCCUCUUCGGCCGGGCUGUUUACCGCACUGGGCGUGCGCCCGCCGUUCCCCCUCUCCCGUCUGCGAACCGCGCUACUAAGCAGUGCCUUCGAGGAAGUCUGGCAUUGGUCAUGCUGACGAGCGAGCUCGGCACUUUGGCUGCCCCCACCCCAUUGCCCGUUGCCACUGCCUAUCCUCGCCAUUGCCAUUGCCUAGCCUCGUCCCUCGGGUAUCGGUCGUAUGCACGCUUGGUAGUCAAGAGCAGCGAAAACCGGCCACGCAGGCCCGCCCGUCUGGUCCCAAACUGCCGCCUGCGUGCUUAA
Molecule: messenger RNA, 408 nt
Organism: Postia placenta MAD-698-R-SB12
Lineage: Eukaryota; Fungi; Basidiomycota; Agaricomycetes; Polyporales; Adustoporiaceae
Exons: 1
Coding region: 1-408 (135 amino acids)
Source: RefSeq, a predicted model, not a curated record